This is a messenger RNA of Onthophagus taurus, 1624 nucleotides long. RefSeq names its product Septin 2 (gene Septin2). Lineage: Eukaryota; Metazoa; Arthropoda; Insecta; Coleoptera; Scarabaeidae. The record is from RefSeq and is a predicted model, not a curated record. Gene Ontology annotation, molecular function: GTP binding.
AGCAUUAGUCAGUUAACUAGUAAAUUCGUGAAUACACGAAGUGUUUUUAUCACUUCGGCUCCAAAUUUCGUUUUCCUUUAAAGAAAAUUAGCGAAAAUGGCUGUUGGUGAAGUGGAAAAAUCAGAUUCGACGCCGGUGGAAAACGAUCCUCGCCAGUUAAAAUUGUCGGGGCAUGUUGGUUUCGAUAGUCUUCCAGAUCAAUUAGUCUCAAAAAGUGUUCAAAAUGGGUUUAAUUUUAACAUCAUGUGUAUUGGUGAAACUGGUUUAGGGAAAUCCACUUUAAUGGAUUCUUUGUUUAACACAAAUUUUGAAGCAUCUCCAAGUCCACAUUCUUUACCAACUGUUAAACUAAAAGCUCACACUUAUGAACUUCAAGAAAGUAAUGUUAGAUUAAAGCUAACCAUUGUUGAUACUGUUGGUUAUGGGGAUCAAAUUAACAAAGAAGAUAGCUUUAAAGCUAUUGUGGAUUAUAUUGAUGCUCAAUUUGAGAAUUAUUUACAAGAAGAGCUAAAAAUAAAGCGCUCGUUAUCAACUUAUCAUGAUUCUCGCAUUCAUGCUUGCUUAUAUUUUAUUUGCCCCACUGGGCAUGGUUUAAAAUCAAUCGAUUUGGUUUGUAUGAAAAUGCUUGACCAAAAAGUUAACAUAAUUCCGAUUAUCGCCAAAGCUGAUACGAUCUCAAAGAAUGAAUUACAAAAAUUUAAAUCAAAAAUUAUUACUGAACUUCAAACCAAUGGUGUUCAAAUUUAUGAGUUCCCUGUUGAUGACGAAUCCGUUUCAGAAAUAAACACCGGGAUGAACACUCACAUCCCAUUUGCUGUAGUUGGUAGUACUGAUUUUGUGAGGGUGGGUAAUAAAAUGGCAAGAGCCAGACAAUAUCCUUGGGGUACAGUUCAAGUCGAAAACGAAAGUCACUGUGAUUUCGUAAAAUUACGCGAAAUGUUAAUUCGCACUAACAUGGAAGAUAUGCGCGAAAAAACCCAUUGCACUCAUUACGAAUUAUUUAGAAAAAGACGUUUGGAGCAAAUGGGAUUUAGUGAUGUUGAUGCAGACAAUAAACCCAUUAGCUUCCAGCAAACAUUUGAAACAAAACGCUCGAAUCAUCUGCAAGAAUUGCAACAAAAAGAAGAUGAGAUGAGACAAAUGUUUGUUGUACGCGUCAAAGAAAAAGAGGCGGAGUUAAAGGAAGCGGAAAAAGAACUUCACGCAAAAUUCGAUAAAUUAAAAAAGGAUCACACGGAGGAAAAGAAAAAACUAGAAGAUUCUAGGAAGAAAAUGGAAGAUGAAAUUAUUGAGUUUCAACGAAGGAAGCAACAAUAUGCUCAAAUGGGGUCUUCUCAUCAUACACUUACUUUAGGGAAAAGCAAGAAGAAAUAAAAAAAUUAAUUCAAAAUAUGAUACCAAAGUUGAUUGGAAAAUAUUGGAUUUAAAGUGAAAUCAUUUUUUGGAUAUUUUCUUUUUUUAUUUAUUGUUGCAUUUUAGAUCUUCUAUUUUUUAAGAGUUUCAAUUCAUUCGCAAAAUAUUGCUAUUAAUAUUAGUGUAUUUCAUAAACUUUAUAAAAACGUACAAUAUUAGGAAUAUUAUAAAAAAAAAUGAAUCUUGAUAAUAAAGUAUAAGUGUAAAGCUA